AUGAGGUCGUUGAACGUCGUGCAAAUGUUUGCCGUAGUCGUCGCGCUAGUAGCUACUAGCUCCGCGGCUAGUGACAGCAGUCCCACGAUUGCCUCGGACAGAUCGUCAUCCGAGCUGAAGUUUCCUUUCUCAGCAGCCGAAAAGACCGACAACAACGAGAAACAUUUCCUGCGCUUUCUCAAAGUUCCCGACAAGCCAGUGGCCGGCCAUGAAGAAGAAGAGCGAGCUAUCAACUUUUCCUUCUUGAAGAAUAUACAGAAGAAGCUAGCUGGGACCGCUGCAUUCAAGGCAGCAAAGGCUGCAGCAGCACAAAAGACCGCGCAAACAGCCAAAGAGGAGGCGGCCAUUGUCACCAUGCUCAAGAUGUCGGAUAGCAGGCAAGAUCUUCUUCAUUUGCAGUUCAGACAAUGGAACACGGCGAAAAAAAACACCGUCCGACGUUGUUGA
Molecule: messenger RNA, 447 nt
Organism: Phytophthora nicotianae INRA-310
Lineage: Eukaryota; Oomycota; Peronosporomycetes; Peronosporales; Peronosporaceae
Exons: 1
Coding region: 1-447 (148 amino acids)
Source: RefSeq, a predicted model, not a curated record